UAUCGAUGAGAUUCGCGAGAAUGAGCAGCAACUUCUCCACUGGGUCGUUGCGCAGGGCCACUGCAGGUUCAAAUGAUGAAGCGAUGGGUGAAAGAUUGGGUUGUGAUACAAUAGUCGUAAUCAAGCGAACACAUUCUUGCAGGUUCUGCCUAAAUUUCUGUCAUCUGAUAGCAAUAACAAUUCUGCCAAAUCGAUCAGAAUCGUGCUCAUAAGUAUAUGCAGGGUAUAAAAGCUGGUCAUUGCCCUACAGUGUUCCCCUAUCCUCAAACACAUCAUUCCCCCCUCAGAAGAUUCUAUAUCACCUCGCACAGAAAAUGCAUUUCUCCUUCCUCCUCCUCCUCCUCGUCGCUUUGACAUCAUCUAUGUCUGUCAGUGCAUGUGUGACCCAGGGUCAACCUUGCACCCCCGGGUCAGAUGACGAAUGCUGCUUUAUAUUGGUUUGUGUGGCUAAUGGCGUGAGUACUAGCAGGUUGCUGUGCAACAUAACUCACCUGCGCACCUUACUAGUUGAAUGGAACUUCAGUCUGCACAUCAUAGCCGGUUUGAAAAUUGAGCCGGUGGCUUUUGCAAACUGGUGUAAACGUCGACCGGUCGGUGUUCAUAAACUUGUUUCUUGUUCUUUAGGCAUCCCAGCCGUUGGAGGGUUGAUGUUGCCGAAGGAGGGAGCGGGUUCCAGAAGCAGAGUUCAGGCACAUUACACAUAUCCUGAGGUCACAUGAAUGAUGAGAAUACUGAAGUUUAGUUUAGGUACUCUGAAAACCAGUUGUGGAUGUCGACUUGAGAUCGGCCUCGCGAGACUCGUAUGAGC
Suillus plorans is the source of this 808-nucleotide messenger RNA. RefSeq lists its product as uncharacterized. Bases 315 to 719 code for a protein of 134 amino acids. The record is from RefSeq and is a predicted model, not a curated record. The transcript is spliced from 2 exons. Lineage: Eukaryota; Fungi; Basidiomycota; Agaricomycetes; Boletales; Suillaceae.